AAAAGCGAAAUCGUGGAUCUGUCAUAGGGAUCAUCAUUCGCCGCGUCAAGUAUAAGUAGAUUUUAACUUUCAAGUAAAAAGAAAUAGCUUUAACGUACAGUCAAAACUAAAAAGAAACGAAUCGGGUAGGAAUUUGGGACUUUUUACUUUCCAUGUGGUAUCCCUAACCUAAGCUGUCAAUGUCAAACUUUCGUGUUAUCUCUAUAUGUUAUUGUUAAAACAAACGUUAGGCGCGGGAAUCUUGUUUAAUUUACUGUUAUUAUUCGAAAAUAAAAUGCGUCGUAAUUGGAGAGGCCGAUACAGAAAUAAUUCCUACCAUCCUCGCAACCAGGGCAAUUCAAAUAAAGCUGAUAAUCGAAGUUUGAACAAUUCUUGUAACACAACUCGGCCAAGCACUUCGGCCGUGUCUAGAGCACCGGCAAAUCAGUUACCGAUUAUUGUACCUAUAUAUGCUGGAAAUAAUAUAUGGAGUCUAUACUUCCCUUCACAAGAUCAACCUGACCCCGAAAUCAAUGAACACAGCAAAUGCUUCAAAGUGUUCAUAGAAGAGAAUAGGAAUAUGUUUGAUUUGGAGAAAAUUGACCAAACUCGGAGCAUUCCUUUAGAUAUCCAAAGUUUAUUGAAUGAUAAACAAUUCAUCAGUGGGUGGUCAACAUUUAAUUCCGAUCUAUCUGAGAAGCCUGAUGUUACUUUGCCUCUAUUGGAAUACUGUCUACAUGAGGCACUCAAGUGUGAAACAAAGAUAAAAGUAAGAAUUCUAAACCACCACCCUGUUGUACCUAUUGCCAAUUUGAAGGUCAACUAUUUUGGCAAGUUGGUCACCAUCAAAGGCACAGUCAUAAGGGUUGGCAGCGUUGGGUUGACAUGUACUAGCAUGGCAUUUGAAUGCUCCAGUUGUCAUGCUGUGCAAGCGGUAGUCCAGCCACAGGGAGUAUUCACAGCGCCCAGCUUUUGCCAGAGUUGUAGAAGGGGUACAAAAUUUGAACCACUGCAGUCAUCACCUUUCACCAUCACUACGGAUUGCCAGGUGGCAAAAAUUCAGGAAUUACAAUCACAGAUUGCCUCCGGAACUAUACCAAGAAGUGUGGAGAUAGAACUGAAAGGAGACCUUGUUGGUACUGCAUGUCCUGGCGACGUGCUUUCAGUAACUGGGAUAGUGCAAGUUCGAGGUGAAAGUAAAGGCGGUGAAGACAAGAGAGCUGCUCGGCUCCUGCAACUUUAUAUAGAAGCAGUAUCCAUACACAGCCAAAGGAAUCUUAGCAAUCCGACACUCUCUUUUACUUUAAAAGACUAUUAUGCUAUUCAGGAAAUUCACGCAUCAGAAGACGUAUUCCGUCUCCUAGUCCACUCGCUAUGCCCAGCCAUAUUCGGGCACGAGGCGGUGAAGGCGGGGCUGGUCCUCGGGCUCUUGGGCGGCACGGAGCUGGAGGACGGGCCGCGGGCCAACCCGCACGUGCUGGUGGUCGGCGACCCUGGCCUAGGGAAGUCGCAGUUGCUGCAAGCGGCUGCGCACGCCGCUCCGAGAGGUGUGUACGUGUGCGGCGCUUCAACCUCUGCGGGCGGUUUGACCGUAGCCUUAGGACGGGAAGCAGGAGGCGACUUCGCUUUGGAAGCUGGCGCCUUGGUGCUAGCGGAUAAAGGUGUUUGCUGUGUUGAUGAACUAGAUAAGGUAUGUUCUGAAUAAAGUUUUACUCAGAUGUUUACUUGUCAGGUGCUUCGGCUUCCGCGGGCGGUUUGACCGUGGCCUUAGGACGGAGAAUCGGGAGGCGUAUUUGUCUUAGAAACCGGGGCUAACGGAUAAAGGAAUUUGCUGUGUUGGUGAAUAGGAUAAGUUGUGUGUUAUUGUUAUAAUAAUGAGCGCAAUGAGAAGCGACAAUAAUUGUCUUACCUUCUUCAUCUUCUUUCUUUUAAACUCGAGCUUGGUUGUCUAAAAAUGUAAAUAAUUAUAAAUGUAUACAUCAAUGUACCUACAAUACGUGCCUAUGUACGUAGUGCACGAAGGUCGAAAGUAAAUUACGUUAAAGGGUUAAAGAAAAGCCCAGUAGGCAGUAAAAUUUGCUUAUAACAUUUUUUUUUUUUGUAAAAAUAUUAUU
This is a messenger RNA of Cydia pomonella (codling moth), 2093 nucleotides long. Its product is annotated as DNA helicase MCM8-like. Gene Ontology annotation, cellular component: MCM complex; nucleus. Gene Ontology annotation, biological process: DNA replication. Lineage: Eukaryota; Metazoa; Arthropoda; Insecta; Lepidoptera; Tortricidae. The transcript is spliced from 9 exons. The coding region runs from base 206 to 1684 and encodes 492 amino acids. The record is from RefSeq and is a predicted model, not a curated record. Gene Ontology annotation, molecular function: single-stranded DNA helicase activity; ATP binding; single-stranded DNA binding.